Messenger RNA from Trichomycterus rosablanca, 1965 nucleotides. It is a transcript of the gene eif4ba, whose product is annotated as eukaryotic translation initiation factor 4Ba. NCBI's taxonomy places the organism in Eukaryota, Metazoa, Chordata, Actinopteri, Siluriformes, Trichomycteridae. The transcript is spliced from 15 exons. The coding region runs from base 12 to 1814 and encodes 600 amino acids. Gene Ontology annotation, molecular function: RNA binding. The record is from RefSeq and is a predicted model, not a curated record.
GGUUCUUCAUCAUGGCGGCGUCAGCUAAAAAGAAAGGCAAGAAGGGGAAGACCCUUACCCUAACCGACUUCUUGGCAGAGGACAGCAGUGGCGGCUCAGCCCCAAGUUAUGCGCCCACCAAGCCUACCAGCUGGGCAGACGAGACUGAUGACCUGGAAGGAGACGUUACCACAACGUGGCACACUGAGGACGAUGUGUACCGUGCACCACCCAUUGAUCGUUCCAUCCUUCCUACGGCACCUCGUGCUGCCCGUGAGCCCAAUGUCGAUCGCUCACGUCUGCCGCGGUGCCCACCCUACACAGCCUUUCUAGGUAACUUGCCCUACGAUGUAACCGAGGACUCUAUCAAGAACUUCUUCCGAGGACUCAGUAUUAGCGCUGUACGGCUCCCAAGAGAAUCCAGUAACCCAGAACGGCUGAAAGGCUUUGGUUAUGCAGAGUUUGAUGAUGUGGAAUCUCUUCUGCAGGCACUUAAUCUAAAUGAGGAGAACUUGGGAAAUCGCCGCAUCCGUGUGGACAUUGCAGAUCAGUCCAAUGAAAAAGAGCGAGAAGACCGUUCCACAUCAGGUAGAGACCGUAAUCGUGGUGGUGACAUGGGGCCGGACAAAACAGACUUUGAUUGGCGAGCGAGGCGAAGUAGUGACAUGGAUGAUGGACCACGUAGAGAUGAUGAUUAUGGAGAACGAUCCCGAGAUCGCUAUGAAUCAGACCGGUACCGAGAUGGUCCACGACGGGACAGUGAUCGCUAUGACAAUGGCGGAGACAGAUACCGUGAUCGACAUGAUGAUCGGGAACGCAGAGACUAUGAUAGAGGCUACGACUCUCGUGGCGGAGGGCGGCGUGCUUUUGGAAGUGGAUUCCGGCGUGACUAUGAUGACCGCCGGGAUGACUUCCGCAGCAGUGGAGAUCGGUAUGGUGAUCGCCCUAGCGACCGUGAAGAUAGAUACGAAAGACGUGAUGAGAGACGAGAGGACAGAGGUCCUCCUCCAAGGCCCAAGCUGAAUCUGAAGCCUCGCAGCGUUCCGAAAGAGGAAAACCAGGGCAACGCACCUUCAGCCCCAUCCAGUCGAUCAGCCUCCAUCUUUGGAGGAGCCAAACCAGUGGAUACAGCUUCUAAAGAGAGGGAGGUAGAAGAGAGACUGAAGAAAGAACAGGAGCGGCUGCAAAGACAGCUGGAAGAAGACAAGGGGAGAGGACCAGAACGCAAAACCAGAGAGAGACAUCCCAGUUGGAGAAGUGAGGACCAUCCAACAGAGCGAUCACGAACAGGAAGCGAGUCAUCGCAACCAGGCAACACAAGCAGAGGCUCACGGCGUCGGGACAGUGAUCGUUCUACAGAUAACGAGGUUUUCAGUGGACGUAGUGAGGAGCCACCUUCUCCUGGAAGCUAUACCCCGUCAUCCAAGCAGGAGGGGCCUUCCCUUAAGGUGGUCCCAGCUCCACCUCCUAAAGAAAAUGCCUGGGCAAAGAGAAGUUCCAUCGGCAUGAGCUCCAGCACAAGUGAUGCAAAACCUCCUGCUACCAGAAGUUCUUCAAGCUCAGCUGACCAGAAAAUUCCCCAGAGAAGCAAAGAUGAAAACAAGACUGAUGGGGGACGCCGCGGUCGAGGAGGAGCCUCUGCUCCUGGAGCAGAAAAGGACAGGCGCAAGGAGACAGACAGAAAGGACGUCAGAAAAGACAGAGAACUUAGACCAGCAUCAGAGCCAAAGAAAUAUGAGGAACCUCCCAGUCCUAAAUUCAACUCAGUAAGUAAAUACGCAGCUUUAUUAAUGGACGGCGAGCCAGAAGACAACGCUGAGGACAAUAGAAAAUAAGAGGCAAAUAAGGUUUAAAAUAAAUUAUGAAUUAUUUCUCCAGCUUGAUUUCCAUGCAAGAGCUUAGCUCUGCUCCCAUAAAGCAAAACCUGGAGACGUUCAAGGAAACACCUACUUUUGGACUGACAUGAAUAUAAACGUGAGAAAAGUA